GAAGACACAAACGAAUUCGGACACAAGAGCUAAAAAGGAUUCGAGGCCCUGCACCUCGAGCUUCGAGUCUCCGUGUCAAUUUCACCGUUGUAUGGAGAGACGAUUUAUGUGGUUACUCCAAGCUAGCGCUGCAACGAGAGUGAAGUAGUCCGCUUGCAACUGUCACAGACCGAACUCAUGAACUCGGGACAUCGGAACUUCUUACCCAGCAGACCAUUGAAAGUUACUGAGAAUAAUCGCCAAAAUGAAUCCAACUCCCGGUGGAAAGCUUCCGGCAACAUUGAGUCAGGAUGAUCUGAGGAACGAGAAUUCGUCAAAAGCCUACAAGAUCUUGGGAGCCGCUGACAUCCCUUCACGCGAUGAACACCCGAACCGCGACGACAAGAGAAGAUCGAAAAAGCCGAGCUUCAGACGAUCUCCGGAUGUGAAGUCACAAAAGAGUGGGAGUUUCGUACCCUUUCCGACCGCCGGGUCAGAAUCCACUCUUCCACCAGCUCAUCUCCGUGUUCGAGCCUCGUCCCCGCUGUUGGGGCAGGAAUAUCGAUUAGAAGAUACUGCCUUGCCUGCUGUACCAACAGCCUCGAAGAGACUUCAUCUUGGCGGCUCCUCGUCGGCCUUGUUUUCCUAUUUUACCUCCAAGGAAUCAAGCACGGACACGAACCCGCCUCUUGGAGUUGUAACCACCAACUCUGGAAACAGCGAGCAUCGCAAAUCAGAGCCGCGGCAACAUGCUGAAACGCGGCAUGGACUGAAACUGCCCAAGGAAUCUAUGAGGGAUUCGCGAAAGAAGAUGCGGCCGCCUCGGAUUGAUCUUUCAAUGCUGUUCCCCAAGCCACGGGCGAAUGCUGCGCCUCUUCUGUCCCCCCAGCGGAUGGUAGAUUCGCCUUCGCCCAUCUCAGUAACUUUCGAGCAGACUACUACCAACCCGGAAGACACCCAGACCCAAAAUCCUUCUCACAAGCUAUCAAAAAUGCCACCUCAUCCGAAGGCAUCUAUUCUGAAAUUAGCCAACCACCACGCUCAAGAAGCACCUACUACUUACAAGAUGAAAAGCUCAGAUUGGUCAGAUCCUUCCUUCGAGAAGACAGUACGCACCAAUGAGAUGGACCUCGCUUUGCAAAGGUAUAGCGACAUGGAACAUACGGCUCGGCCGUCCGAGCGAUUGCAUGCGCAGUCUCAGAGGCGCGACAAACACGUGAUAAAACGGGAGUCAAAGUCGACCGAGCAGGACUCGCGAGACAUAUCGUCCAAUAGCUCCGUGAGCGGAUGGAGCAGAGACUCCUACUUACCUCCCAAGGCCCACCUUCCACCGAAAGCUUAUCGUGCCUCCAAUUCUGGGCACAAUGGCGCCAAUGCGAAGACUUCAAUGCCCAAGAAAACCAGCAAGAGUACAUUAAGAACGGCGGAUCUUAACCAGUCAAGCGUUCUUUGUCUGUCUUCGUCAGAGGACGAAGAGGAAGACGACGACGAAGAAGCCUACCCCAAGGGUCAUUCUGAUGCAAGUGCGAGAAACAGUGUGGCAACUUACGGCGAGUUUGAACCUGAAAUCUGCACAGCUUCUGCAGCGCACACUACUAGAGGCACGCUACGAGACAUCGACCGGCCAAUAUCUGGCAUAAGUCGUGGAUCGCAGUUCAGUCAGAGGAACCAAUCGCUUCGCCGAAACCCUUCCAUAUCGUCAGCGGGAAGAUCCUCAACAGCCACUAGGAAGAGCCAGUCUCGCCGAUCGAGUGGUAUCCCUACCAUUUCUGAGCCAGAGUUCUUCCAUGGAGAUCCUAUCUUCAGUCAGUCAAAGACUGCUCCGCGCACUAGAAACUCGAUGACUGCACAGAAAGAGGCCAAUAGGCGAAGUCGAGUCAUUGCGGUGACGCGGCAAGAGGAACAUCUUCUAGAAGCCAUGAGACAGAGACAAGGCAAAAUCACACCCAGUCUUUUUAACGAAGUCCGUGUUCCGGAACCCGAUCAGGGAUCUAUGCUUUCUGUGCCCUCACGCGAUUCCUUCUAUGGCACGGAUAUGUCGUUCCUACGCCUGAGCCCGGCAGUUUCAGCCAAAUCCAGCCAAACCACGCAGCAAAGUGAUCAGGAGGGGCUGGUGUUUCAGAGUACUUCUGAUGGAGAGCAGAAGACUGUCUGGUCGUUCCCUUCGCCUCGCACCAGCCUUGCAUACUCCGAGAGCCUUCCAUCUCCCGUCACUAGCGGGGCUUCUCCCAUAACACCCACGCAUCCUUUACAUCGCUUCUCGGCCCUUCCAACGCAAAAGCCUCCCCCCAUGCGUCCUCCCCCGGCUGUGCCCAAGGCACAACGACGACACUCAAGGCGACGCACGGAUAGUAGCGAAGCGAUCAUCCUGGAGGAAUCGAACGAGGCGCCCCAGAGCGACGACUUUCCUAUCUGGGCUAUCAGGUGGAACAACGAGAACAGUAACCUGACGGCUGUUCACUAAAGCAUGAUGUCUUGGGAGCACUUCAGCUGUCCUUCAAGCUUAUGAAACCGAUGUCCAACAACUUUAAUCUAACGCCCGAUCAUACUGCAUCAUUCACUCGCUUGACGCAUCUCAUAACUAUCUAUAUCUACCUGCCCGAACACUCGUUGCUUUCUCAUUG
This is a messenger RNA of Aspergillus uvarum CBS 121591, 2603 nucleotides long. RefSeq lists its product as uncharacterized. The record is from RefSeq and is a predicted model, not a curated record. The coding region runs from base 245 to 2443 and encodes 732 amino acids. The transcript has a single exon. NCBI's taxonomy places the organism in Eukaryota, Fungi, Ascomycota, Eurotiomycetes, Eurotiales, Aspergillaceae.